Messenger RNA from Scutellospora calospora, 139 nucleotides. The record is from the annotation of a GenBank genome assembly. Lineage: Eukaryota; Fungi; Glomeromycota; Glomeromycetes; Diversisporales; Gigasporaceae.
AUGGAGAACAUACAAGAGAUUUUAAAAGCAGCAGCAGAAUAUUUGUCAUUAGGAAAUGUUAAGGAUGCAUACUUUGCUUAUAUGAAUGCACUUGAAGUAGCUUCAAAAGAGUUGAAUAACAUCAAAUUUGUAAAUAAUG